Vespa mandarinia (Asian giant hornet) is the source of this 6471-nucleotide messenger RNA. It is a transcript of the gene so, whose product is annotated as SIX homeobox 1 protein sine oculis. NCBI's taxonomy places the organism in Eukaryota, Metazoa, Arthropoda, Insecta, Hymenoptera, Vespidae. The record is from RefSeq and is a predicted model, not a curated record. Gene Ontology annotation, molecular function: DNA-binding transcription factor activity, RNA polymerase II-specific; RNA polymerase II cis-regulatory region sequence-specific DNA binding. Gene Ontology annotation, biological process: regulation of transcription by RNA polymerase II. Gene Ontology annotation, cellular component: transcription regulator complex; nucleus.
GCAGUAUCGUUCGGUGCGCGCGUAGAAGAACGUCUGACUCUCCUCGCGCCGUCGAUAAGAGAGAAAGAGGGAAUCGCUCGUGCACACGCGCGCACGCGACGCCCUCCUCCUCCUCCUCUAUCCUUUUUUUUUGUUACCUAUCACGGUAUUGUAAAAAAUAUAUAUACAGUGAAUAUAUUAUUUUAUAACGUUUUAAAAAGAAAAACACUCGUGAAUGUUGUAUUAUAUCUCGGAAGACGUUUGCUGUUGUUAUUAAGAAAGAGAUAGGUAGAUAAAUAGAUAGAGAGAGAGAGAGAGAUUAAAAAUUAUACGUCGUAUGGAACUCGAACGGUCGUAAUUUUAUUCUUUAUUCUUUUUGAACAGAAACAGACAAGGAUAGAGAUAGAGAUAGUGAGAGAAAGAAGAGAGGGAGAGAUAGGGAGAACAUUCGAUAAAAAAUUGUGAGUUCCUUUAACGAAAUUUGUGUAGUUAUGUAGAGUAAAGAGAAAGAUAGAUAGAUGGGUAGAUAGAGAGAGAGAGAGAGAGAGAAAGAAAGAGAGAGAGAGUAGAGCGAUGGAAGAGAGAAACGGGCUGUCUUUAAAACGCUGUCUAAUAAUAGGGCGCGCGCGAGUGUACUAAAGCGCCUAUAAAUAUACCCACCACCGCCCGUGGAAACUCGAGCCCGUGGACUUGGCGGUGCAACCUGCCGUGCUAAGGAUAAUAGGAAAAAAAAGGAGUGAGACAGAGAGAGAAAAAGAGAGAGAGAAAGAUAGAACGAAUAAGAGAAGAGAAAUUGUAUGCGAUAUUAUUAAUUAAUGUGUUAUAACGAUAAACAUGGAAUAUACAUACGCAUUCACGAUUGUCUAGAGAUAGAGAUAGAAAUAAUGUUAGAGAGACAGAGAUAAGGUAUAAAAUAUACGUCAAAUAUACUUUGCGACGGAUCGACGAAAGAAGAGUAUCUGUCCCCUCCCAGUCGUCUCGUCAUCGUCGUGUCUCUCUUUGUUAUUAUAAAAGUCCUUGAUAAUUUUAUGUUAACAUCGUGUCAUAACAAUCAUUCUUUCGAAGUAAUUAAAUAAUAAUAUCGAGAUUUUACGGCGGAGGGGUGGGGUGGGGGAGGAUUUAUAUAUUAUCAUUGAUAAGUGUUACGGUGUUUCGAAUUUUACUAAGAAGAAGAGGAAGAGAAGAAACUCCGGGUGCCGGCAUGCAGCAACAGCAGCAGCAGCAGCAGCAGCAGUUACCGGUCGUUCUCUCUAUCAGCGAUGCUCUAAAAAUAUCACAACCGUUCUUCUCCUGUCUCCUUUCACGAAAAGUUUCCGCGUUCCGUGUCUCCUUCUUCACGAAAGCUAACUUUCCAUGAUCGGUAAAAAGAGACGAAACAUUCAGCGUCGUCGUCGGCGACGAUCGUACGACGUUGCUGACCUUUAUAUCUUAUCGCGAUCGUGAAUAAUAAUAAUAAAUAAUAAUAAUAAUAAUAAUAAUAAUAAGAAGAAGAAGAAGAAGAGGAACAAUAACGACAACGAUAAUACAGGAAAUAUAACAAAUAUACUCACGAUUACGAAGAAAAAGAAGAAGAAGAGAAAGAAGAAGAGGAGGAGGAGGAAGAGGAGGAGGAGGAGGAGACGCAAUGAUCAUCGAUCGGUGCGGGCCGCGUAAUUCGUCGUGGAUAGUUGCGAAGUUUGCUACGAGCGAGAUAUGCCGCGAACAUAUCGCGAUCGCGAAGUGUCGAAAAAGCGCGAAAAUUUCUUUCGUUUGAACUAGAAGGUGUGAAAAGUGUUUUUAUAAAUAAUAGUAAAAAGGCAAAGUAGAAGAAAAGAAAAAGGAAAGAAGAAGAAAAGAAAGAAAUAAAAGGGGAAUCGACGAAAGGGGGGGAGCAGGGGGGGAAACUCUUGUAAGAGAUAAUAGAAAAGUGUGUGUUAAUCCAGUAAAGAAAAAAAAAGAGGGAGGGGGAGGGUGUUGUUAGGUUAGAUUAGAAACAAACGAGGAAGAGGAAGUGGAAGUGGAAGAGAAAGGCGCAGUAGUAGAGAGAUAUAGUAAUAGUAUACACAAGUAGGUAGUGUGUAAGAAAGGCAACAAAGAAAAAGAAGAAAAGAAAAGAGUGAGUAGAGAAGGAAGGAAGGAAGAAAGGAAGGAAGGAAAGAAAGAAAGGAAAAAAAAAAAGGGAAAGGAGAAUGACGCGAUGAUGGCCUACGGAGGAAGCGCUGGUAACGGUGGAGGCGCGAUGGGACCUUCGGCCGGUGGUGGAGGCGGUGCUGGUACGACGGACGUUUUAGGCUCGACCAGCGAUUAUAGUCCUCAAAGCACGCCGACGCCACUCUCGGCCUCGCAUUCGUCGUCCGCUGGCGUCGAGGCGGCGGCCGCGGUUACGAGCUACGGUACUGGUACCACCGGGACGACGAGCAAUUACAGUCCCCAGGACAGUCCCGCCAGCUCGGCGGGCGGUGCUACCAACAACGGACAACUUCCGACAUUUGGUUUCACCCAGGAACAAGUUGCCUGUGUUUGCGAGGUUCUCCAGCAAGCAGGCUCCGUGGAAAGGCUUGGAAGAUUUCUCUGGUCUUUACCGGCUUGUACGAGAUUACACAGAAACGAGAGCGUUCUAAAGGCAAAGGCUAUAGUCGCUUUCCAUCGUGGCCAAUUCAAAGAGCUCUAUAGGAUUCUUGAGAGCAAUACCUUCAGUGCGCACAAUCAUCCAAAACUGCAGGCCCUUUGGUUGAAGGCACAUUAUAUCGAGGCUGAGAGACUUCGAGGGAGGCCACUCGGUGCGGUCGGAAAAUAUCGAGUACGUCGUAAGUUUCCAUUGCCAAGAACGAUAUGGGACGGCGAGGAAACGUCGUAUUGCUUCAAGGAGAAAUCAAGGAGUAUUCUGAGGGAAUGGUACGCUAACAAUCCUUAUCCAUCGCCCCGUGAAAAACGCGAAUUGGCUGAGAACACAGGUCUGACGACAACUCAAGUUAGCAAUUGGUUUAAGAAUCGUAGACAGAGAGACCGUGCCGCUGAACAUAGCGGUCAAAGGGAAGACAAAACCCAUGGUGGUGGUCUUGGUGACUCAAGUAGCGAGUCUGGCGACGAAGCCAAAAGACAAUCCGUCGUUCAGCAACAACAGCAACAACAACAACAACCGUCGGCUUGUGCCGUUCAACAGCAACAACAACAACAACAACAACAACAACAGCAAAUGGUUGAACACCAACAAACUUCUAGUAUGUACCAAUUACCACCUCCCGCUGCGGUCUCAAGUCCUCACUCCUAUCAUCAGACUCACGGCACAAGUCUGAGUCAUCCGCAUACACCCACCCAUCAUAUGCAACAUCAUGACACCAGCAGCGAGAGUGGCGACGACAAGAGAAACCUCCAUCAUCAGUUGCAACAUCAUCUUCAGGUUGGUGCACAUGGUACCCAUGGUCUUGUUCAUCCUACGGCGACCUUACCACCGCCGCCGCCAAGCUGUGCUCAACAGAAGAGCCAACUUGAUUAUAUGCAGUAUUAUAGCCCUCAGGAUUACCUGAUAGGCACGCCCACCUCGGCGGAUCUGCAGAAGUCGCUUCCUCACACGGCCACGUCAAUGCAGAUGGGUGCUAUAGCACCUUCUAUGGGUGGCCUAAGCCCGAUGGCACCUUCGACGAUGUUACAGAACACGAUGCAGGGCGUUAACAGCAUGAAUACCAUGUCGAUGAACGGUAUGGGAAUGGGAGCCUAUCAGGGAAUGGGUUCUAUGGGGAUGUCGACGUCGCAUACGAGUUACCACAGUGGACUCGUCUUAGGCGAUUAUCAUUCGUUGUGACCUUGGGCUCCGAACGGUCAGAGUAAAAGGAAUCCAGAAAAAACUUAAGGAUAAACGAACUUCCGAAACUCUCAGCUAAUUCAUCAAUAUAUAUAUAUAUGCAUAUAUAUAUAUAUAUAUAUAUAUAUAUAUAUAUAUAUAUAUAUAUGUAUGGUCCAUUCGAUUUUACUCGAUUCACUAUCACCAAAGUGGUAUGUCUCGGGGCUCGCUCGUGCUGAGAAAAGAAAUAAAAUACCGCAUACAGUAUCCGUUAUUUUCAAUACGAAGGUGUGAAAGCUUUUUUAUACUAAACUUUGUUGUUAUCGCGUUGAUCGAGAAGUAAUUCUAAAGCACUCGUUGUUUAACCGUGGAGAUCUUGAAUUGAUAUUGAUAAUAAUCUUCUCUUGAUCGCCCCUCAGUCGUGUGGAGUCUCUCGAAAGACCGCUUAGGUGAUCGGGCUCGUACGCUUCUGGAUAAAAUAGCAAAAGACAUGUUAGCAUUUUUCAUUAUCCCUAUUCUUAAUAGAACCUUCGCACAGGUAGCAAGGAACACCCCUUCCCCCCUCCGUAUUAUAUAUAAAUAAUCUUAUUCGAAGAAGAACGAAACAGGUUCUUUUAUUUUUUUGCGACUCUAACUAAUUCUUCCGUUUGUAAUCUCUCUCUCGUAGCGUACAAUUGUAAGUGAUUAAGAGAUAGCACAAUCUCUGUAAGUGUGUAAGUGCGCUUUGUGGUUCGUUAACAGCGUCUAAAAAAAGUCAUUUGAAAAACAAGUUGAUAAUGUUUCCUAUCAAAUGAAGUAAUUUUCUUUUUUUUUUUUUUUUGAAGAGAGGGUAGUUUAAAACGAACUACAAAUAACGUAAGAAAAAUCAUUAAAAAUUCAUUGAUUGAUUUAAGACACACACACACACACACACACACACAUAUAUAUAUAUAUUUAUAUUUAUAUACAAUACAUAUUAUUUUUCAUCUUAAUUAAUUUUAGACCAUAACGAAUCACACAUUGCACUCUAUCACUCCAAAUACAUACAAACACAUCCUUUUUAACAUACUUACACAUGCUACACGUGCGUACGCUUCUGUCUGUUUGUCCUCUUCGUCUAUCUAUCCCUGAAUCUCUUCCUGUAUAUAUGUAGAUAUAUUGAACAUGUAUUCAGCGCACGUUCUCUCUUAUGUUCUCAAAUAAUAAUCAUUACCACCUUGUGAACAAGAAAUGUGUUGGAAGUUCACGCACGGCGGAUAUAUUAGAAAAAGAGAAACGAAAAUGAAAAAAAAGAAAAGAAAAGAAAAAAAAAAAAGAAGAAGAAGAAGGAAGAUUCGCACAGCAGUUUUAUUCGCUAAAACGAGAACAACACGUACCGUCGCAAUCUAAGUUAGUCAAGUAAGUUGUCAUUUAUUCGCAAUUCACGAUCUUCUGUAUAUAGGGUAUGUUGUACAUGCGAGAUUUUAUGUAUGUAUGCAUGCAUGUAUGUAUGUAUGUAUGUAUGUAUGUAUGUAUGUAUGUAUGUAUGUAUGAAUGAGAAGGGUCUCUUUGUAUGUAUGUAUGGAUCUAUAUGUGUCUUCUGCUUGCAAGGAUAUGGUAUGAUGCAUGUAAGUAUGCGUGAAGAAGAAAGAAAAAAAAGAAAAGAGAAAAAUAAUAAAAAAAAAAAAGAAAAAAAAAUGGAAAAAAAAAAGAAAAAGAAAUAGAGACAACACAACAUCGAAGGAGAAAGAAGAAAGGAAAAUAAAAAGACAAAGAAAAAAAAUAUGUAGAAGAAAAAGCCAGCCACAAGUGAUCGUCGCGCGUUAACUUCUCCCUAGAAGAAGGAACGCCGCUCUUCGUGCUAAUAAUAUAAAUAUAUAUAUAUAUAUAUAUAUAUAUAUAUAUAUAUAUAUAUAUAUGUAUAUGUAUAUAUAUAUAUGUUCUUAAAUAUUCCAUUAAAUUAGCGAGCAUUAUGUUGUCAUGUUUGACAUUGUACGUAUGUAUAUGUAAUAAGGUGUGACUGAUGAUAAAAAAAAAAAAAAAAAAAAAAAAAAAGAAAAUACAAAAAAAAGGGAAAGGAUCACCUUUUCUACUCGAAGGAUCCUCGGGACGAAACAGGGUAAGAAAGUAAUGUAAAGAUGAUUAUACAGAGAACACAGGCGCGAGGAUGUUUAAAUAAUAUAUAGGAUGUCAUCUGAUUGCUGGUAUUAUCGUGAUAACAAUUAUUCUGAUCCCUUCCUGAAACGAAAGCAAGUAAGAAGAAAAGAAAAGAAAAAGUAAGAAAGAAAAAAAAAAAAGAAAAGUUCAAUUAAAACAUUAAAAAUUAUAAUAUCUCCGCCCUUCUUCUCUUAAUUAAUUUAAAGUUUUUAUUUUUAUUCGUUAGAUUAAAAUCAUUUUUGUAUCAUGCGAGUUUUCACUUUUAAAUAUUUCGACUUAUAAUUGCUCAUUAAUUUUGUUGUUUGGAUUAAGAUACAUAUAUUAUUUUCUCGAUCUUGUCAUCAAUCAUAUAACGUUCUGUAUAUAUUAUAUAUAUAUAUAUAUCGCCUUUGACUUUGGACAAAUCGAUAAAAGAUUGUAACAUCCGAUGUUAGAGAAAAUGCGAUUGAUCGAAAUCAGCUAUCCUUUUACAAAAAUGUGUUCAUAUUUUUUUUUCUUUCUUUCUUUUUUUUUUUUCGUUUUUCUUUUUUCUUCCCCCUCAAACAUUUUAACUUUCUUUGAGAUUAACACGUUUUAUAAUAAUAACAUUUGAUGAGUCUAAUCAUAGCGGCAAAAAA